Molecule: messenger RNA, 645 nt
Organism: Scheffersomyces stipitis CBS 6054
Lineage: Eukaryota; Fungi; Ascomycota; Pichiomycetes; Serinales; Debaryomycetaceae
Gene: MAD2
Product: spindle checkpoint protein
Exons: 1
Coding region: 1-645 (214 amino acids)
Biological process (GO): mitotic spindle assembly checkpoint signaling
Cellular component (GO): nucleoplasm; kinetochore; cytoplasm
Source: RefSeq, a predicted model, not a curated record
AUGGCACCUCCCGAGGCUUCGGCAUCCAAACUCGCGCUCAAAGGCUCGUCCAAAAUCGUCACCGACUACUUCGAGUUUGCUAUGAACAACAUUCUUUUCCAGAGAGGAAUAUAUCCACCAGAAGACUUCGUCACAGUUCGAAAAUACGGUUUGCCAUUGCUUGUCAGCAACGAUCCGGAAGUGCGAGACUAUAUCAGCAAUAUCAUGAUACAGAUCAAGAAAUGGAUCUACGGCAAAAGAAUUGUAAAAUUGGUGCUAGUCAUAGUAUCCAAGUCCACUGUGGAGACUGUAGAGAGAUGGGAGUUCAACAUCGACAUAAUGGGUAAAGACUCAACAGAUAUAAUUGACUCUGGAGAGGAGGAAAAAUCUAGGGUCGAGACACAGAAGGAAAUCCAGACCAUUAUCAGACAAAUAACCUCACUGGUGACGUAUUUACCGGUGUUGAAAGAUGAUGACUAUACCUACAACGUUUUGGUAUACACCGAUCCCAAGAAUCCAACGUCGUCGAUCCCAAUUGAAUGGUGUGACACAAAUGGAGACUCUCGUCUAGUUGAGGGAGACAAUGUAGACAAGGUGGACUUCACUUCUUUUAGUACUAAUAUUCAUCAAGUCGGCACUUCAGUUACAUACAAGUACGACAGCUAG